AUGGGUAUGGCUUAUUUCCAAAAAGCUGACUAUCCAAAAGCUAUUUCGUUUUAUGAUAAAGCAUUGAAAAGUAAAAUAGAGUCUCUUCCUAAUAGUCGUCAUAUCAGCGUCGUGUAUUGCACUAUGGGGCAACAAACAAAGACUGACGCGAUUCUUAAAAGAGCAGAGGAACGUUUAGGAUUUCUUCCUGAUAAACAUUAUGAGUUAACUGCAAUUCAAGCUAACGUUGGUAAUAUGUCUUUUGAUGAGGGCAAGCCCUACGAAGCAAUUUCACUUUACGAAAAAUCGAUUGAAGGUGCAAAAAAAUCUCUUUCUGAAAAUCAUUCUGACUUUAUUAUGUAUUAUAACUAUAUUGGAUUACUCAUAGGUAAAGUGUAUUCCUCUUUGGAUCAACAACAAUUAGCAAUUUUUUAUCAUGAAAAAGCAUUAGAAUGUCAUGAAAAGUCUAAUAGUUCAAAUCAACUUCAUUUGGCGGUCUGUUUCAAUCACAUUGGAAGUGCACAUACAGAAAUGGGAGAAUUUUCCAAAGCAUUAUCAUUUUUGAAUAAAGCACUUGGAAUUAAGCAAAAAUUCCUUCCUGAAAAUCAUUCUAAUUUGCCUGAAAUGUACACCAACGUUGGCUUGGUGUAUUUUUAUAUGCACGAGUACCAACAAGCAAAUUCUUUUUAUGAAAAAGCGAUAGAAAUUCAACAGAAGUCUCAUUUUGAAAACCAUCCUGCUCUGGCUACAACUUAUAAUAACAUUGGAUGUAGUUAUCGCACAAUGAAAGGCUGCCCAAAGGCACUUUCAUAUUUUGAAAAAAUGCUUGAAAUUCAAAAAAGUUCGCUUAAGCCGGAUCAUCCUAAUUUUGUCACUUCUUACAGUAACAUCGCUCUCUUGUACUCCAAAAUGGACGCUUAUUCAAAUGCAAUUUCGCAUUGUGAAAAAGAAAAUGAUAUUCUUAAAAAAUCUCUCCCUCCAAAUUGUUUUCAAAUGGCUACUUUUUACUACAAUUACGGUUUGGUAUAUCUCGAAAAAAAGGAUUACUCACAAGCAAUGUCAUUAUCUAAAGAGGCUCUUGAUAGUCUACAAAAAUCUGGAAAUGAAAGCCAGCUUUUGAAUACCCUGAUUCAUAAUACUCUGGCACAUAUAUAUUUCGAACUUGUUGACUAUCCGAACGCACUCUCCUGUCUUAAAAAGGUACGUGAAUUUCAACAAAAAUCUCUCUCUGGAAAUCAUCUUAAUUUGGCUACAACUUACAACAACAUUGGACGCGCAUAUAGCAAGAUGAAUAAUGAUUUAAAAGCAAUUUCAUUUUGUGAAAAAGCACGUGAAAUUCUACAAAAAUAUCUUCCUUCAAAUCAUUCUGAUUUGGCAAUCAUGUGCAGAAACAUCGGAAGUAUAUAUUGUAAAAUUGGUGAAUUUUUAAAAGCACUUCCAUUCGUUGAAGAUGGGUUAAAUAUCGCACAAUGGAACUCGAACAAAAAUGAUACGAACAUAAUGUCACUUACGAAAGAAUUGAUAGAAAUGAAAGAAAAAAUAAGGAUGGAACUGAAGUAG
Rotaria socialis is the source of this 1539-nucleotide messenger RNA. NCBI's taxonomy places the organism in Eukaryota, Metazoa, Rotifera, Eurotatoria, Philodinida, Philodinidae. The record is from the annotation of a GenBank genome assembly.